AUGAGGGAGCACGAAAGGGAAACACAGCAACACACGAGAAAAACAUUGAUUUGCGCUGUUGCUAACAUCAGAAACUUUCUUGUUUGCAUGCUCUCCACAUUGCUACCAGACGAUAACUCCGAUGCUAACGUUUUUCUCUGGGACAAACAUUUGAUUUUGUUGUUCAGCACUGUCAGUGAAAAUCUUCUUCAUAGGCAAAUACUUCAAGGGCUUGGGAAUAUUUUUGUUGGAAGCUUCGAGGAUAAAUUGUGGAAUCACGCAGCCGCUGAUAAAACAAAGAAACUCAAUGAAACAUUGAAUAAAACUCCACCUCUUUUGCUGUGGAAAACUUGGAGCAUGGAUUUUCGAUUGGUUGAAAACAAAAGAGAAAAGCAUGUUUGA
Molecule: messenger RNA, 381 nt
Organism: Clunio marinus
Lineage: Eukaryota; Metazoa; Arthropoda; Insecta; Diptera; Chironomidae
Source: the annotation of a GenBank genome assembly